UCUUCUUCGCAUCGCAAUCCUGAAAGCCCCCCCCCAAUCAUCGCCAACACACUUGAGAGUUUUGUUUAUGAGAUAGAGGAGGCGAAUUCUCAUCUGGGUUUUCUUUCGCCGGUAAUUUUUCUCUUCUGAGAUUAGGGUUUUAAUCAUCAAUUUCAACUGAAUCUCCGCUUACAGCUGGCCUAAUUCUAUCACACUUAUUGGGGAAGUUGAAAAAUUUGUAGCACAUAACAGCUAAAUUGUUUUUGGUAGCAAAAUUUGACGAAGGACAUCAUUCCUUUAUAUCCAUGGCUACUAACGAAAAUCUGCCACCAAACGUGAUCAAGCAACUUGCAAAGGAAUUGAAGAGUCUUGACGAAUCCCCUCCUGAAGGCAUUAAAGUUUGCGUGAAUGACGACGACUUUUCAAUCAUAUUUGCUGAUAUUGAAGGGCCAGCUGGCACUCCUUAUGAGAAUGGUGUUUUUCGCAUGAAGUUGUUGUUAUCUCAUGACUUUCCACACUCCCCCCCCAAAGGUUACUUUCUGACUAGGAUUUUCCAUCCAAACAUUGCAAAUAAUGGUGAGAUUUGUGUGAACACGUUAAAAAAAGAUUGGAAUCCAAGUCUUGGAUUACGACAUGUUCUCAUUGUGGUUAGAUGUCUGUUGAUUGAACCAUUUCCAGAAUCAGCCUUAAAUGAACAAGCAGGGAAGAUGCUGCUUGAGAAUUAUGAGGAAUAUGCAAGACAUGCCAGGCUUUAUACCGGAAUACAUGCCAAGCCAAAACCCAAGUUUAAAACAGGAGCUAUUUCUGAGUCUACUACUGCACUGAAUGUUGACCAAUCUAACACCUCAGCACUUAAUGCUGAUCAAAAGAUCACGGCAGGUGGUGCUGCUUUGCCACUGCCAUCCCCAUCCCCAUCCCCAUCCGUACUGGUCCCUUUGACAGUCACUGCAAGAGGACUUGGCCAGGAUCAGCCGGCUGUUGUAGCUGCUGCAGCGGAGACGAGAGUUGGUGGGGCUGCUGCAUCAACUGUAGCAAGUAGUACGACACUGAAGAAGGAAGCUGGCUUGAUAAAAGCACAGGCAGAAAAGAAGAAAAUCGAUGCAAGAAAGAAAAGUCUGAAGAGAUUAUGAAGUUUCCAGGGGAAAAUGGUUGAGCACGCAGUUUGGUGACUUGUCUGUUGUGUGCUUACUGUUGGAUGGGGAGGGGAGGAGGGGGAAGGGGGUCAAAAGAUCAAAGUGUCAAAAUAUGUGGGCUGAGCAGUGUGUGGUGUUGUAAGAAAUACUUGCAUUGGGAAAAAGUUGUGAAUUGAAUUUACGAGUAUUAUUAUGUCUUCAUCUUCAUUUUUACUUUGCACUCCAACAUUACUUCACAUUGUUGUGGCAAGACCAUGGGAUUUACAUUUCAUGUUUGGCAAGGUCUUCAAGACUCGAUUCCUAUAACCUCUAUUUCUCUUCCA
Messenger RNA from Rosa rugosa (rugosa rose), 1435 nucleotides. RefSeq names its product ubiquitin-conjugating enzyme E2 22. The record is from RefSeq and is a predicted model, not a curated record. The transcript is spliced from 7 exons. The coding region runs from base 285 to 1109 and encodes 274 amino acids. Lineage: Eukaryota; Viridiplantae; Streptophyta; Magnoliopsida; Rosales; Rosaceae.